Messenger RNA from Aspergillus ibericus CBS 121593, 1239 nucleotides. Its product is annotated as RNase3 domain protein. Lineage: Eukaryota; Fungi; Ascomycota; Eurotiomycetes; Eurotiales; Aspergillaceae. Gene Ontology annotation, biological process: RNA processing. Gene Ontology annotation, molecular function: ribonuclease III activity. The record is from RefSeq and is a predicted model, not a curated record. The coding region runs from base 1 to 1239 and encodes 412 amino acids. The transcript has 2 exons.
AUGUCGCACUUGGAACAGAUUGAAUCAAUCACCGGGUAUCGUUUUCGAAAUGAAAAUUGUUUACUCGAAGCUCUCAAAGCGGCGGGAGCCGAUGAAAGAAAUCAUGAUGGAAACCGUCCUCUUGCGCAAGUAGGUAAAGCCUUUGUUGAACUAUGCUCCGUAAAGUUCGGCUAUCUUUCUCGCACGGAGCGAAGCAUGAAUACAAUGAUGAAAAUAAAGAAUAUUGACAACAAUCGAUGUGCACUCCUUGCCAAGUCUAUCGGUAUUGAUCAACUCGUGACGUAUUGUCCUUUGCCAGGAAGUCGAUCGGCCAAAGUCUUGGGGAUAGCUGUCAACGCACUGAUAGGAGCGAUAUAUGUUGACUCGGAAAGUGAAGAUCUUACAGUCAGUGCCCUACAUAGCAUGGGGUGGUUUCGCUUUUCCCUUGAAGAGAAUUCUAGUUCCAAUACGGUGAACAGUCAGUGCGGGUCAAUGGGGGUCCCAGCCGAGUCGCAGGCCUCGAACGAUCUAGCAGGCCAGGUUCCUAUACACGCUAUGGUCCGACAACAAACAACAAAACAAAAAGAUAACACUUUAUUUACUACCUUUUUGAAGUUGGAGAUGGAACGAUGCGCAUUGCACCAGAUACCUUCUCCCCAGGAGACCUAUUUCAAUGCGAGAUUGCAAAAUGAGCUAUCGGAGCUCCAGGCCAGGAAUCCGACUUUCAGCCACGAUCUAGGUAUGCUGUUUCUUACCUUUGCAGGCCCCCAGUCAGUGGCUGGCUUGCAAGCAAAUCUGCAUGGUGCUCUAGCGGCAGUGAAGCCACCAGAUGAGAUAUACCACAUUCGAGCUUCCAUCGAACAACGAUUCAACAUAAUUCGAACUCUGGACGAACUCGCAUGUCAUUUUGACAUUUUGAAAAACUAUCAUAUCUGGAAGCUGCAUGUGCAUUGCACGGAACAAGGAGAGGACAGCAGGUUUUGCAUAGCAUAUGGAGACCCAGAAUACAGGAAGCGACCCGGGAAUCCGGUAAACUUGAAGGAAUCAGAUACGACCAAGAAAAUGAUUGAUAUCAUUUGCCCCGAAACAGAGCCUACCUCAGCAUACUACCGGGUAUUUUAUGAAAAGGUGACAUGCUUACGCAGGAGGGGGAAACGACUACAGUUACUCAUAGAGACAUUUGGUCUUGGGAUUCUUGGCUUGAUGUACUGUCACAGCUUGCAGAAUUGCUCGAGUCGUACCUCAUCAGUCCUCUUGUGA